AUGGAAAUGGAACCUAGAGGUUCAGACUUUUGUGCCACAAUUGACAGUACCAAUCUCAGUUCUAAGAGUCAUGGAGCUACAAAGGUUGUGAAGGAAAGGGUUGACAAGGAACCAAGAGUUGGGAAGGAUAAGGAUGAGAGAGGACCAAGGAUUGAGAAGCCACGUCUUGAGAGGGCUAGAGUUGAGAAACCACGAUCUGAUAGGCCAAGAGCUGAGAGACUUGUUCAAGCCCCUUGUGUGCUUGAUGAAGAGAGCCUUCAAGCUUUGUUUGAUGAGCCACUAGGAAGGGCUCUAAAGAAGGGGAGGAUGCAGCCUCUAAGGCAAGACCAGGAGAUAAAAGAAAGGAUCCACCAGCUCAGGCCCCUUCAGUCAAGCCAUCUCAGCUCACAAUGA
Molecule: messenger RNA, 393 nt
Organism: Microthlaspi erraticum
Lineage: Eukaryota; Viridiplantae; Streptophyta; Magnoliopsida; Brassicales; Brassicaceae
Source: the annotation of a GenBank genome assembly